AUGUCCAGCAGCAAUUUCAACGAGAUGAACGGACUGAAUAUUACUCAAACGCAUCAUGGAAACACAAAAUAUACCGCUCAGGACCACCAAGGCGUAGUCAACGCUAUCAUCUCCUCGCUUACGGUCCCAGAUCAACCUACUACUGUGUCAUUACAAUACUCCAAUGACAAGAACAUGGCUACGGAGAUUCAAGCCUAUGCUAAACUAUCCGGGCCUAACUGGACCUAUUAUGUGAAAGAUUUAGAGGUUUCCAUCGGCAGAAACACUGAACCCCUCAACAACCCUCUGCAGGAAAACACGGACGGCGUAAAGACCCCAUACCGAGUGAAUAUCGAUCUUGGACCAGCCAAAGUCGUCUCUAGAAAACAUGCCAUAAUAAAAUAUAAUAUGAACAUAGGCGGUUGGGAAUUACAUGUAUUGGGCCGUAACGGUGCUAAAGUAAAUUUUCAAAGGACUCACAAUGGCCCAAAUAACCCCUCUAUUCGAUUGUCUUCAGGAACUUUACUCGAUAUUGGUGGCACACAAAUGAUGUUCAUCCUGCCCGAUAGUGACCCGGUGAUUGCUCCCACUUGUAUAGAGCAUUUAAUGCCUAACUUGAUAAACAUGUACGGGUUGGAUGGUAACAACAACGCUUUACUAAGAGACAUUAUCAAACAAUCCAACUAUGCUAAGCAAACACAGCUAACUUCUAAUCAACAGAUCAAGGGCUUUAAACUUUACGGAAGCGGUACCAGUGACCCCUUUGGAAAUGGAGCAAACAUGGGUCCCAAUGAGCAAGGCUUUUUCAGCAACAACAACAACAGCAAUAAGGCCAACAACAGCUGCUUUACAUCCGCAAACGAAAGUUAUGCAGACAAGGCAGCCCCAGCCAACACCAUCAAUCAACAAACCGUUUCUCCACAAUGCCCUUCAAAUACCAUUAUUGCCGCAAACUUUGUUGAUUCGUAUAAAUCUGCCAAUGCUUAUCCUCAAGCUCUGGAUUUCACUUCUGAUUUAUCCCACGAUGAGAACAGGAACGUUAAACCACCUCAUUCAUACGCGACCAUGAUUACACAAGCCAUAUUAUCUUCUGCAGAGGGUGUCAUCUCAUUAGCCGACAUCUACAAAUAUAUAUCUUCAAAUUAUGCCUAUUACAGGUUCGCCAAAUCCGGCUGGCAAAACUCCAUUAGACAUAAUCUAUCACUCAAUAAGGCAUUUGAAAAAGUUCCAAGAAGACCUAAUGAACCAGGUAAAGGUAUGAAAUGGAGAAUCAGCGAGUCUUAUCAGCAAGAGUUUUUAAGCAAAUGGAAUACAGGUAAAGUGGGGAAAAUAAGACGUGGAUCUUCGGUGGCAAGACAAUUGCAAUUGCAUAUGGCCAAAUUUAACACGUUACCCAUGGAAAUGGACUAUAGGUUGUCACAACCACCUAAACGACAACUGCAAUCCCACAAUGUUUUAGAAAUAGCCAAUAGUAACAUUAUAGAAGGGUUUGUACCACAUAUACCACCACAGGCAAACCUUCCUCCACCGCAACAAUCUCAACCACCAGCACAGCCACCACAAUCACAACGCCAAGAAAUUCAAUUCACAUUUACAGAUUCACAAAACCGAAAUAUAGCAUUAGCAAGACCUAUCAACACACCGCAACUACAAACCUCCAACUCAAAUUCAAAUCCAAAUUGUAAAUCAAAUCCAAAUGACUUGAACGGGUACAAGGAAUCGCUUCACCCUCCUGUAAUAUCAAUUUCACAAAUGAAUAGACAAUCUCCAAACAAUGCGCUAGUCUCGUUUACUAAUGCAUGCGCUACUUCCAAAAUAAUAAACAGCAAUAGCGAUAGCAAUAACAACCCCCCAGCCAACAAUAGCAACAAUAGAAAAAUAAACUUGCCUGCUAUAUCCACAUCUUCACCUGACGAGAACAGCAAUUUAGAGCCAACAACGACUGCAUCAUCUGGGAACUCUAACCUAGAGCACCCGAGUGUCACGACGACUUCUUCAUUAGCACCAAACAACCUCCACCUUUCUCAGCCUUAUGAUACACUGUUACGGUCUCCCACGAAGGCAUUUCAUAUUACUGCAAUGGAGGCUUAUACACCAGAAAGAGGCAGUGCUAACCGCACGAAAUCACCUCUUCAUAGUAACAACAAUAAUAGUAAUAAUAACAACGGUACAAACCAUUCUAAUUUACAAACUAAUGGAAUGGAGAACAAGCAAAUGGGCCCAGUAUUGGAAUCUAACGUUUUGAAGAAUAUGGAAUCAAACAAUGAUAAUAGGCGGCUGACUCCAUCAACAAGUAAGUCGCAGAAUGUGAAGAGCUCACCAGGUGUUUGGAAUUUGCUGCAAUUUAGCUCUGUGAACAACACACCUGCCACUAAUAGCGGAAGUAAUAAGAAAGGAUCUUCCACAAACCAAGAUACGAAGACCAUUGACAACGAGAAUGCCCUUUCAGAAAAGAGUUCCGACACAAACUCAAAUGAUCUUGAAACAAAGGAUGUUAAUUCUUCACCUUUGAAGAACCAAGGCCGCGGUGCCGCGAAUGCCAAAGAACUGAUAUUAGAUACGGAUGGUGCGAAAAUCAGUAUUAUGAACAACUAA
This is a messenger RNA of Saccharomyces kudriavzevii IFO 1802, 2574 nucleotides long. RefSeq names its product forkhead family transcription factor FKH2 (gene FKH2). Bases 1 to 2574 code for a protein of 857 amino acids. The record is from RefSeq and is a predicted model, not a curated record. Gene Ontology annotation, biological process: regulation of transcription by RNA polymerase II. NCBI's taxonomy places the organism in Eukaryota, Fungi, Ascomycota, Saccharomycetes, Saccharomycetales, Saccharomycetaceae. The transcript has a single exon. Gene Ontology annotation, molecular function: protein binding; DNA-binding transcription factor activity, RNA polymerase II-specific; RNA polymerase II cis-regulatory region sequence-specific DNA binding.